AAUUAUGAGUAGCGGUGAGUGGUGCUAGACGUACAAUGAAUAUGAACACAGUCAUCACGUGAUUGAAGAACAGUGAUAAAAUCAUUUGCAUUUAUUGGUGAUUUCGCUUCCUUCAUUACGAGUAGUGAUUCGGCCUGAGGGAAGAUUAUGUUUAUACCCCUCACUGGAAGAUUAACCUUGAACUUAAAACAUGCUUUGAACAACAGUCUUCCUUUCUUUUAUUAGUCACAUGAGGUGACUAACAUAGUGAGGCAACUACAAAAUUGCUAACAAUUCAAUAAAGGGCAAAGGAAACGUAAAAACAAACAAGCGAGCAUAAAAGUGUCCAAUGAAGCUUCAUGGUUCUCAUACCUAACCUGUGUCAUUAUAAUAUUGGACUACGGAGAAUAUUAAGAAAAGAGUAGCAGAGCAGCUAGCCUAGUGCCUAGUGUUAAUAGUGACAGUGAAAAACUGUUUUGGGGUUAUGCUAAAUGUUAAUUUCGUUAGGUGGUACCAAUUUUAAAGAUAAAUAAAUUAUUAAUUUGGAUGCUGAGACACUAAUUGUGAUACAUAAUUGUUAUCUGUUUGGUUAAAAUUAAAAUCGGCCAUUUUAUAAUGUUAACAAUGAAUAAAAUAGUAUUGUUGGUAACCCUAUAUUUUUGUAUAAACUCAGUGUUGUGCCAGCGCAAGGACAUACAUCAUAUGAUGUACGAAACAUUCAAGAAUGCUGCUAUGUGUUUCCGCACACUCAAUGGAACCAAUCAAGUUGGAUGCUCAACUUCCCAGUCGGGCAGUACAGGUGUGGUGCACUUUGUGAACAAUGAGAGCGACGUCCAUUGGCUCCUGGAAGAGAGUAAAGCUGGUCCGUACAUGGCAGUAGUACCACCAACCAUGUUUUUACGGGAUGUGAUGCUGAGUUUGAAAGACUCACCCAACGUAGGGGGUGUGCUGUUGGCCAUCAACGGCACCGGCGACAGGCCCGCCCACAUGUCUCCAGACGAUACGUGUCCCAACCGCUUCUCCAGCUUGGGGGGUUCUUGUGAUGACAGCAACCCUUGGAAUCCCGUGGGUUCAGGGUUCCUACAGGUGGACUGGACUGUACCACUCUUUGUCGUCAAGGACUCCUUAGUUAUACAGCAGAUCUAUGAGUGUUUUGAAAAAUUCAACCUACCAUUGGAGAGACAAGUGGAACGGUCGCUGUGCUCGCUGCAGAUGACGGGUCACAUGUACGCGGCUGUGGACACGCCCACCUGCCUGCGUCGCAACUCUCUCAUCAACAGUUUCAAUCCAUUGAGGUACUGUGACCCGAUGGGGGACCAGAAUGUGAUCUCACACCUCUUCUCGCGGCAGCACUUCAGCGCAGCCCCAAACAACAGUGUGGUGCUGGUGAGUGCGCAGUUGGAUGCGGCGGCCAUGUUUGAUGGUCUGGCACCUGGAGCUAUGACCACUGUGACAGGCAUUGUGACGCUGCUCACCACUGCACACCUGCUCUCUCAGCUGCUGCCUGAGUACAAGGAGACUUACACCAAGAAUGUGGUGUUUACUUUGAUGAACGGAGAGGUGCAAGAUUACAUCGGUUCCAGCCGAGUGGUGUACGACAUGCAGCAAGGCAAGUUCCCCUCGGCCGACCUGCCGACGCGAUUGGAGCAUUUGGACUUGGUGAUAGACCUCCACCAGCUAGACGCCACCAGAAAGCUGUAUUGUCACUGCCUUCAGUCGAAUACAGCACAGACAACUGUAGAAUUGCUUGUGAGAUCCAGUAAGUCGUUUGGAGUGAACGUUGAAGGCUCUUGUUCUCCAGACAAACAACUUCCACCUUCGUCCCUUCAUUCAUUCCUGAAGGCCAAUGCCUCCAUACCAGGGAUCAUAGUGACCAACCAUGCCAAAAAAUACACAAACAUGUUCUACAAUGGACUAUUGGAUGACGCAGAAAAUGUAGGCUAUCAAUAUGCCAACGGCAGUCAGAUUCCAGAUCAAAGCAUUCAGCGCAGCCUCACUGCCGUAGCCCAGGGUCUGGCUCUCAGUUUGGCUCAGAUGGUGAACAGCAGUGUGACCUGGCCUGCCAAUCUGAGUGUAGAGACCACAGUAGCGAUGGUGGACGAGUUGCUGCAUUGCUACCUGGAGGAGCGACAAUGUCAGCUUUUCCGUAACAUCUCCGGGGACAGUGUAGGUCCACUGGAUGGUCCUCUCCCGCUGUAUGUGGGUGUUAGCCAGUCGCCCAAUCUGGUCACUAGGAUGACACUCCUGGCCCUAGCCCAGCUGACUGGCCGGCCUACCAACAUGACACAGGCACAGUGUGCCAGCCCCAGCGAUCCUAGCAAGGUGGACUACCACACAUUCUACUGGGUAGGUGGCGAUGAUCCUGAUACAGGUGUUUGUAUGGAAACAGACAUCACCCUGACUACAGCCAUCAGUCCAGCAUUCCUUAUUGAAAACUACAACUGGACAUCUGGAGAGUUCUCAUCGUGGACGGAGUCGGUCUGGCCGGAGAUGAGUCUCCGCAUGUUCCUGAAGCCCGCCUUUAACCAGGAACUAUAUACCCUCAUAUCCGGAGUCGUUGUUCUCUUCCUCUCGUUCAGUUCCGUGUACUGGGUCAACCGCCAUGCCGGCCAACUGUUCAACCCACUGGUCAACGGUGAAGUGGAAAGUGACAAAGAUACAACAUUUUUGAUGGGCAGAGUGGAUCCUUCCUUGUAUGGGACUUGUGAGCACUGCUAGGAAAGCGAUGCAAAUCUCAUUUCUCUGAGGACCCUGGAGUCGCGUGGUGUUCCGCUCUAGAUGGUGAGAUUUGCACCCUCGGACAUUCAACUUGUAAUAUGAGAUCCGCCCCCAGCAGGUUGUUAUUGCUGAUCUAUUCUCAGGACUGUGAUAUUUCCUCUACGUGCUUACUUAUAUGUCGUGAAGCACCUGAUUUUGUUCCUUGAGUCAUAAAGAAAUUUUAAAAUUUAUAUUGACUUUAGCAAAGAUUAUUUUUGCUCAAAGCCUUGAUAUAUUUUUGUACACGUUUAGUUUUUUUUUUUAAUACUUUUUUGAUUACCACAUAUUGUUUAUGUACUUGUCAAAGUUAGUUAAAGCACUUGUAACCGUAUUCAUGUAAUGUGGUACACUUUAAGUACACAUAAUGUAAUAGUAGUAUAAGUUAAGUCAUUUUAAAGCAGUUCGCCUUGUACAUUUUGCAAAGCUAAAACGAAUAUGACCUUGUUUUUAAAUAAGCCAUCAGUAAUAGUUUAUUUUAGAAGAACUCAGAAACUAUGUUAUUGUAGGACAGAUUUGAUGGAAAUGCUGGUUCUUGCACAUGUCAUUAAUUACGAGCUAUAUAACUAGAAAUCGUAUAACUGUAAAAUGCUGUAUUGUACGUACAUUACAAUAUUGCAUGGUCAUCAAAAUGCUUUUUAAAAAUAUAAUUGCUUAAUCUUUAUCAAACAAUUAAAAUAUAGUGUAAAUGUUAUACAAUUUGUACAAAAUAUGUACAAUACAAAUAACUCUUCCAGCAUAACUAUUACCAUGUGCAUAGAAAGCUUUGAUUUUGGUUGCUAGAGUAUUGAGUGCAGACACCCUGUACGUAUAUGAGCAGCAAUGCUUUAUUUCCUGAAGCAUGAUGACUGUUGCAACAUAGUGGGCCUGAAUAUUCAUGAGACUUAACUAUAAUAAUAUUGUAGUCUUAAGUAGUAUUUUGAAUUAUCUGUUUAAAAGUUUGUUUUAGUAUUAACGUAAUAUUUUAUUGUAAAGCUUGUCUAUUUAAGUAUUGUGAGUGAAGUGUGACAUAGUCGAGUGUUUACAUUAUGUUUUUAUCUAAAUGUAAUCAUUGUAUAAUAGUUCUUUCCAAAAAUGUAACCAGUAAUUUAGAUUUUGUAAUUAUUUAAUACAAUAAAAGAUUAUUUUACUUGAAAAA
Molecule: messenger RNA, 3871 nt
Organism: Homalodisca vitripennis (glassy-winged sharpshooter)
Lineage: Eukaryota; Metazoa; Arthropoda; Insecta; Hemiptera; Cicadellidae
Gene: Nct
Product: nicastrin
Exons: 14
Coding region: 595-2697 (700 amino acids)
Biological process (GO): protein processing; Notch receptor processing
Cellular component (GO): membrane
Source: RefSeq, a predicted model, not a curated record